CAACACGUUUUUGCCGGCGAUGGUUGGAUCACAGGUUAUAAACAAUUGUAAAGGUUUGUCGCGAUAAAAGUGAAUCAACUUUAGUAUGCAACAGUCUUGACAUUCGACCGAUUAAGAAUUAAAUAGAGAUAAAAAAAUGAGUGCAAAUUUGAAAUUGUUCUUUUUUCUAAAGAUGACGAUUGUUUUUGCUGAAUUGCCACCAAUAGAAAAAUGCAAGCUAUCCGAUUCCGCCUGCCUUCUGACAACAGCCCAGGUGGCAGUACCCGUAUUCACGAGUGGAAUGCCAGAGAUAGGAGCGGAAUCCCUAGACCCUAUGCAGAUAGACCACAUCAUCAUAGACCUGGCUGGUCUGAAGGCGGAUAUUAGUAACUCUACCGUGAAGGGAAUGAAGGAAUCUAACAUUACAAUGAUCAAUGUGGACACGACAAAGAUGCAAUUACUGGUAUCAUGGGAAUGUGAUGUUAUCAUGAAAGGGAAUUAUAAAGCCUCUGGACAUCUACUCAUCAUACCUGUCAGUGGCGACGGAGACAUAACUUUACAACUGUAUAAAUUGCAUAUUGACAUGACUACUAAUUACAACAUAUCAAAGAAUGAUGAUGGGAAGGAUUUCAUGGACUUGAUGAACUAUAAAUUUACGUUUGAUGUAAAACGAAUCCCGCGGAUUGAUAUCACCAACCUGUUUAAUGGAAACAAAGGCUUGAGUGACACGCUUUUCACUUUUGUAAGCCAAAACUGGAAACUGCUUUCUCGGGAGUUUGGUCGUCCAAUGUUAAUCAAGCCUAUUAAAAAAGUGUACGAAACAUUAAAAUUGUACCUCAAGUCGCAGCCUUUAGACGACCUCGAUCAAAACUAAUAUUUUAAUUAUGAAUUAUGAAUGAUUAUGAAUUAGAUAAGAAAUAGCUCUGUAUGAAACAUAAGUAGGUGCCUACUAAGUAUACGUCCCACUACUGGAUAAAGAUCUCCCGUUAUCAAUAAAAACAUAUUUUUGCACUACCUACUCCAGUGUGAAAAUGUAUAAUAUAUAAAUAUAUAUA
This is a messenger RNA of Pectinophora gossypiella (pink bollworm), 1034 nucleotides long. Its product is annotated as circadian clock-controlled protein daywake-like. The coding region runs from base 137 to 853 and encodes 238 amino acids. The transcript has 5 exons. The record is from RefSeq and is a predicted model, not a curated record. NCBI's taxonomy places the organism in Eukaryota, Metazoa, Arthropoda, Insecta, Lepidoptera, Gelechiidae.